CAAAGCCGAGGGAAGAAAGAGAGAGGGAGAGAGAAAGCAGGGUUAGGACUCAAAAGUUAGGAUGAUGCGGCCAUACUCGCUAUCUUCUUCGUCCUCACUCACAGUCACCCCCCAAAACCCUAAACUUUCCCCUGCCCAUUCCUUCUUCUUGCCUCCCCUUCCAGGAACCACUGCGUUUAGCUUCUCUUCUAACCCUACUUACAUCAGGAAGGGACUCUCUCUGAAAUGUCGUCAGAGUGAAUACUUCGACCAGCAGAAGUUCGCUACCACCAAUGCUCAGUAUGAUAACUCCUCCUUUGCUCCACAGACUCCCUCUAGAGCUGAUCAAUUACCGGCUAGGUUCUACGUGGGCCACUCGAUAUACAAAGGAAAGGCUGCACUUACUGUUGAGCCCAAAGCUCCGGAAUUCACAGCUCUAGAUUCUGGGGCAUUCAAAAUAUCCAAGGAAGGUUUUGUACUUCUUCAGUUUGCUCCUGCAGCAGGUGUUCGUGUAUAUGAUUGGAGCAGAAAGCAGGUAUUCUCACUAUCAGUGACAGAAAUUGGAAAUCUAGUUAGCCUUGGUGCUACUGGAUCCUGUGAAUUCUUUCAUGACCCUUUUAAGGGUAGAAGUGAGGAAGGUCAGGUUAGGAAGAUGUUGAAGGUGGAGCCUCUUCCAGAUGGAUCUGGCCACUUCUUCAAUCUCAGCGUUCAAAACAAACUUAUUAAUUUGGAUGAGAGUAUAUAUAUUCCGGUUACCAGAGCAGAGUUUGCAGUUCUCAAUUCAGCUUUCAAUUUCAUCUUGCCACACCUUUUAGGCUGGAGUGCAUUUGCAAACUCCAUAAAACCCGAAGAAGUGAGCCGUGGAAAUAAUGCUAGUCCCAAGUAUGGGGGAGAUUAUGAGUGGAAGCGAUAGUCAUUGCAAGGCCUCCUCCAUACAUGGUGCAUAGGAUGGAAUUUUGAGAUGGGAUUUUCCAUUGUAUUUAUCCCCAUUUAGCAAUAUCCUCCCAAAAUUUUGGCACCAUUUUGAUUUUUGUGCGGCUUUUUAUUUUUAUUUUUUUAAUGGUAGAAAAGAUUAGAAAUUGACUAGGACGUAAAAAACGAUUUAUCAUUACAAAAGCUUUUAUUCGCUAAUUUUUACCA
Molecule: messenger RNA, 1119 nt
Organism: Humulus lupulus (European hop)
Lineage: Eukaryota; Viridiplantae; Streptophyta; Magnoliopsida; Rosales; Cannabaceae
Product: single-stranded DNA-binding protein WHY1, chloroplastic-like
Exons: 7
Coding region: 62-892 (276 amino acids)
Biological process (GO): regulation of DNA-templated transcription; defense response
Molecular function (GO): single-stranded DNA binding
Source: RefSeq, a predicted model, not a curated record